This is a messenger RNA of Caretta caretta (loggerhead turtle), 1761 nucleotides long. Its product is annotated as pinopsin-like. Gene Ontology annotation, molecular function: G protein-coupled receptor activity. The record is from RefSeq and is a predicted model, not a curated record. NCBI's taxonomy places the organism in Eukaryota, Metazoa, Chordata, Testudines, Cheloniidae. Gene Ontology annotation, cellular component: membrane. Gene Ontology annotation, biological process: phototransduction; G protein-coupled receptor signaling pathway; visual perception.
UUGUCUUUGUGGGUGUAAGUUUUUCAUCUCCUUGAAGAGACAUGUAUGUUUCAAACACUUCUCAGGCUCCUCUGCAAUAUGGAACUCCCAGCGCAUUUGACGGUCCACAGUGGCCUCACCUAGCGCCCAGAAGCAUCUACACGUCGGUGGCUGUGCUCAUGGGCAUCGUAGUGUUUUCUGCCUCCUUUGUGAACGGUUUGGUCAUUGUGGUUUCCAUCAAGUACAAGAAACUCAGAUCCCCACUGAACUACAUCCUGGUGAAUCUGGCUGUGGCUGAUCUGCUGGUGACUUUCUUUGGAAGCACUAUCAGUUUCUCGAAUAACAUCAAUGGCUUCUUUGUGCUCGGCAAAAGGGUGUGCAAGUUUGAAGGCUUCAUGGUCUCUUUAACAGGCAUUGUGGGGCUUUGGUCCUUGGCGAUCCUGGCCUUUGAAAGGUAUAUCGUCAUCUGCAAACCCAUGGGAGAUUUCCGAUUUCACCACAAACAUGCAGUGAUGGGCUGUGCGUUCACCUGGAUUUGGUCACUUCUCUGGACAGCCCCACCAAUGUUAGGCUGGAGCAGCUAUGUGCCAGAAGGUCUGAGAACCUCCUGUGGUCCCAACUGGUACACCGGAGGCAGCAACAACAGCAGCUACAUCAUGACUUUAUUUAUUACCUGUUUCAUUAUUCCUCUCAGUCUGAUCCUCUUCUCCUAUACAAAUCUGCUGAUGACACUACGAGCUGUUGCAGCACAACAAAAAGAAUCUGAGACAAGUCAGCGAGCCGAGAGGAAGGUGACACGAAUGGUGAUUGCUAUGGUGAUGGCCUUUCUUAUCUGCUGGUUGCCCUAUUCCACCUUUGCCAUGGUGGUUGCCACAAACAAAGACAUUCCCAUCCAACCAACUCUAGCAUCACUGCCUUCAUACUUCUCCAAAACAGCCACAGUUUACAAUCCAAUUAUCUACAUCUUCAUGAACAAACAGUUCCGGGACUGCCUGCUGAAAAUGAUGUGCUGCAAUCGCAACCCGUCAGGGAUGCAGGAAACCUCUCCUGCUAUGCCUGGUGCCCCCAAAGGCAUCUCAUCAGCCUUGGAGGGAUGCGGAAAUAAGGUGACUCCAUCGUAAACAGUGCAGAUGCUUCAAUUCCUGCAUGGAGGAAUGGCAGCUGCCAGCUCCAUACAUUCGUCUCAGUUUCAUUUGGCAUAAAUACAAAGAGGAGCAAAGAGGCUGGCUAUUUUCUAACAGCCCAAAUAUACACCAGAAAGUAAUAAAAAAUUUCUUCUUAGAGCUCCCAAUAAUAUUCACUGUACCCUGCCCUGUCACUGCAAACUUAGAUAGAAGGUAAAACACAUUCCCUUCAAUGGCAGGAAAGCAAUCAUAUUAGAGAGUAAAUAUCAGAGAGAACAGUUCACACUCCCAAUGGGAAUAGCCCCCAUUCCUAGUUCCUUACCCCCUGGGGGAAGUGCUAAAGCAUGAUAAUGGGGGACCUUUUACUAGGCCAAGGAAUAAUUAAACUACCAGCAUUAAAGCCCAAAAGAGCACUUCUGCAGUAGUAAUCCCAUUAGGAAAAGCAUAGGCUUCAUUUCAUUUAAAUAUAUAUUUCACCGCACAGAGCAAAACAGGAGAAAGCCCUGCACAUUUUCAAUACACAUUAUUUUAUAGACACAGUAGGAUUUGUGUUGGUUGAUCCUUUUGUGUAACUUCAAGACAGGCUGUGAACCAAUGAAAAUUUAGCAGGUGUGUUCAAGUGGAUUGGGUUAAUAAACAUCCAGACAUUUAAACACCA